AAUUAGGGUUUUCCAUAUACAUAUAUAUUGUCGUGCCAUAAAGAAAACCAUUCCUCUGCAUUCAUUCAGCGUUCAUCUCAAUCUAGAUUUGUGUGCGGUGCGUCUCCGGUGAAGAGAAGAAGAUGGCGACCGUACCAGGACAGCUCAUAUGGGAGGUCGUAAAGAAGAACAACUCUUUCUUGGUGAAAGAGUUCGGAAGGGGCACUCAGAGCGUGCAGUUCAGCAGAGAGCCCAACAAUCUCUACAACCUCAACACUUUCAAGUACUCCGGUUUGGCGAACAAGAAAACUGUCACUGUUCAACCUGCGGGUAAAGACCAGUCUGUGUUGCUGGCAACAACCAAGACAAAGAAGCAAAACAAGCCUGCUGUUUUGCUUCACAAAUCUGUCAUGAAAAAGGAGUUCCGGAGGAUGGCAAAGGCAGUGCAAAAUCAGGUAGCAGAUAACUACUACAGGCCUGAUCUCAAAAAGGCAGCUCUGGCAAGGUUGAGCGCUGUCAAUAGGAGCCUCAGAGUUGCUAAGUCUGGUGUGAAGAAGAGGAACAGACAGGCUGUGAAGGUCCCUAGCAGGAAGUGAAAUUAGAAAGUUAAAUUGCAUUCUACAUUACUACCAUCCUUUUCCCCCUUUUGUAGUUUGUGUUCCAGAACCAAAAUUUAGAUUUUCGAGUUUUGUUUGGAGAGGCAAUUAUUGUGAGUUUUCAAUAGACAACAACUGGAACUAUGUUAUAGCUUUCAACUGGGUUGGUUUUUUUUUUUUUCAAGAGAUGAUUUAAGUAAGAAGGAUGGAUGUUCAUAUUAUCGUA
Messenger RNA from Glycine soja, 801 nucleotides. RefSeq names its product 60S ribosomal protein L28-2-like. The record is from RefSeq and is a predicted model, not a curated record. The coding region runs from base 123 to 575 and encodes 150 amino acids. Gene Ontology annotation, molecular function: structural constituent of ribosome. NCBI's taxonomy places the organism in Eukaryota, Viridiplantae, Streptophyta, Magnoliopsida, Fabales, Fabaceae. Gene Ontology annotation, cellular component: ribosome; cytosolic large ribosomal subunit. Gene Ontology annotation, biological process: translation. The transcript has 3 exons.